CUGAGCCACUGGGAAUAUAGUAGGCGCCGUCGGCGUUUUUAUGAAGUAUUGUCUGGCCUUCUGCCAAUGACGACCAGUCAUCCAGUGCGGGAGCUAAUGGUUCUCGCAUAGCAGAUCGACGCUGCUGUGAUAAUGACAUCUCAUAUGAGUUGUACUUAGGCGGUGCUGUGGUGGAGGUGAGUAGUAGGUCCCGUGAUGACAAUUCUCGUUCUCGACAAUCUUCCGGAUCUUCAUAGUUAUUCUCAUAGUCGUGGUCCCGAUCGGGUGGAUGUGGCGGCAUCCAUGCCGGCGGUGGUCCACGCAUUUCAAAUGGCGUGCACUCGGAUGGAUGAGGUAAUGAUGAAGCACCUGAAGAGCUAA
Haemonchus placei is the source of this 360-nucleotide messenger RNA. The record is from the annotation of a GenBank genome assembly. NCBI's taxonomy places the organism in Eukaryota, Metazoa, Nematoda, Chromadorea, Rhabditida, Trichostrongylidae.